CAACAUUAAGGUUGAACAACAUGGACGGCGCGGAGGCUCUUUGCAGGAUUUGUUUGCUGCAUCCCAAAACUGAGACGCUUAUGGCCACAGAAUCGAAUUUCUUCGCACAAAUUAAACAAUGCACAGGCGUGAUGUUGACACAAGAUGAUCGAAUGCCAAAUAAAAUAUGCACUAGCUGCGCCUUGCUGCUCCGAGCAGCUUUGAAGCUGCGUAGUAUGUGCCAGCAGGCAGAGGAGCAAUUGCAAAAAGUGAAACACGAACAGGCACAGCAGCAACUGGAGACGGACAGUGGGAGUGAAACUCCAACGCACUUCAUCGAUUCGUAUGAAGUGACACUAGAAACAGCCAGCGUUACAGGCAGUCAGGACAGCACAGAUGUCAUAACAAUAAAACCUGCAACACCAGCGCGAUCAACAAUCAAAGCAUACAGACCCAUCCGUCGUAAUCGGACUAUCGCCGGAGUGCCACCUACAUGUUACCCAGAGGCUACCAAACCUCUGGGUGUUACUUAUGUAUGUAAUAUCUGCAACAAUGUAUACACGGAAAAAGUGAAGCUAACAACGCAUCUGAAGCUACACAGCGUGCACAAACCACACGAGUGCGAAAUCUGCCACAAGCGUUUUCGUCAGACACCACAGCUGGCACGUCACAUGAAUUCUCACACUGGUCUACGUCCAUACAAAUGCGAUUAUUGUGAUGCUUCUUUUGCGGAUCCUUCCACGCGCAUCAAACAUCAACGCAUACAUACUAAUGAAAGACCAUAUAAGUGCAAAUACUGCCCGAAGUCCUUUGCCUAUUCCAAUGUAUUGAAUGUACAUCUUAAAACACAUACGGGGGAACGACCUUUCAGCUGCCAAUACUGCGCUAGACGAUUUUCCCAGGCACAUCAUAAGAACACACAUGAACGUUCGCACAGAGCGAACAAAGAACUGGACAUUGCAGUCAUUACAAUGGAAGAAGAGUAAUUGCCAUUUGGGUUAGAAUUUAAACACGCACUUUUUAGUACAAUGUUAAAAUAAGAGUAUAGGUCCUAUUUACAAUUACAACCAAUAAAUACAUGUAAAUUAUAAUACCCUAUACCUCUAUAUAUUAAAAA
This is a messenger RNA of Drosophila hydei, 1096 nucleotides long. RefSeq names its product zinc finger protein 2. Gene Ontology annotation, molecular function: DNA-binding transcription factor activity; zinc ion binding; RNA polymerase II cis-regulatory region sequence-specific DNA binding. NCBI's taxonomy places the organism in Eukaryota, Metazoa, Arthropoda, Insecta, Diptera, Drosophilidae. Bases 21 to 965 code for a protein of 314 amino acids. The transcript has 4 exons. The record is from RefSeq and is a predicted model, not a curated record. Gene Ontology annotation, biological process: regulation of transcription by RNA polymerase II. Gene Ontology annotation, cellular component: nucleus.